Messenger RNA from Bombus pascuorum, 4383 nucleotides. RefSeq lists its product as uncharacterized. The transcript is spliced from 3 exons. Lineage: Eukaryota; Metazoa; Arthropoda; Insecta; Hymenoptera; Apidae. Bases 978 to 2876 code for a protein of 632 amino acids. The record is from RefSeq and is a predicted model, not a curated record.
UAUUUUCUAUCUAAUUGUGUUUAUAUUUCGCAUUCAUUCAUAAAUAGAAACACUGAAUGGAUAAUAGUGAGUUUUAUGUCGCCAUUUAUUACUUACUUUAAUGCGAAGGGUGCGGAGCAAUAUGCUUCCAUUAUUAAUGACGCAAAUAAAAUUCAAAUCUUUCGAUCAAUUAAAAAUGAAAGAUAAAGGAGUUAAAUAAUUAUAUAUUGUCAAAUGAACUUUCGGUUUUUAUUUGCGUAAAGCAGAUAAUAGAUAAUGGACAUAAAAAAAGAUAUAAAUGUCAAAAAAUCAAAGUAUCUCGAAUGAGAGGCAUCUUCCCCUUGUAUCGUUUCUCUCCAAUAGGAAUCGUUUGUGCAGAACCGUAGUUUACAAAGAAAUGAAUUUUGUCAAUAAGUUUUAUUAUAAUGUUGUAAACAUCAUUGUCCUUAGAAAACUCUAAACGUACCUUUUUCUUCGUUAUCGUGGUCGUUCAGGCAAAGUAUGUUUAUUAUAUGCACCAAGAUUGGCACUAUAUAAAAAAAAUUAAGUUUCUCUAUAUUCAAUGUGUCACGAUGAAACAUUCGAUUUCACGCGAUCAUAAAUUUAUGAGUCGCGGGAGUGUUGAAUUACUCGUUUAUUGAUCGCUGUCAGUGACAAUAAUCUAAGAAGAGUGUUUCGUUGCCAAAUGUUAUCGUACUAUCCCAAACAUUAUGUACCUUUCUAUAUUAGAGUACGCUAUUGUGAUUUGCUAAGGAACCGAUAACCUAACAACUAUAUCGAAUGUUAGAAAAAUUUCGCAUAACAUUUCACACAUGAAAUUGUAACGACAUUUAAUGUUUAGCAGCUUAUUUCGAGUUUCGCGUCUGUGUUACAAAAUAAAGUGUACACAUAUGUGACGCAAUGUUCUAAUUCAAAUAUUUACGGAAUUGUUACACGUCGAGAGGAAUUAAUCAUACUUUACAGGAGAUUGCAAAAUUGUAUAUUUUUAUAUAGUGAAAAUGGCCCAUGCAUUACCGAAGCUUAUUUGCACUCCGAUAAAUACAUCAAAAAUGUGUCCAUCAGAUUUCACUACUACUCUAUCUGAUGUGUUACAAUCGGAUCCAGUAAAAAGGUUACUCAAUCAACCAAAUAUUAUUGUUAAAAAGAUACCUUUAAAAAUAAAUUCAACAUCUGUCUCCAACGAUAAUGUUUUAACAAACAAAAUACAUAAUGCAGAUCCAAAUGUAAAUAGAACAAAACAGUCAGAGUUAUCAGUAAUACCUUUACAGACAAAUCAGGAGGAAAAUACAGAAGAUAAAAAUUUCUUACCUUCCAAGAAGCAUGGUGAAUCAGAAAUUACAUUAGUCCCUGUUACGAGAGAAAGAAAACCUUGUGGUCAUUAUGAACCUUGUGAAAAUAUUAUAUGCGAAGUGAUAGUACAACAAUAUGUAGACCGUGAUGGAUCAUCACCUAUGUUAGCCAUUAACAUAGAGGAAAGUGAAAUAGAUGCACCUGUUUCAAAACAUUGUGAAAAUAAAAUGUGUGAUGCAUUAAGCAUUGAUCAUGAUCGUUGUCGCAGAGCUAUAAUUAGACUAAAUAGAUGUAAUCAAUCAAUAACUUGUGAUAUUUGUGGUAUUAUGUUACAAACACAAAGAUCUCGUAUAUAUCACAGGAAUUGUAUAAGGAAAAAUGAAUACAGGCAUAAUGAAGCAAGCAGUGCCAAAAUAUUAAAAAAAAGAAUGAGAGAACGAGAAGUUCAAAUAAUUGAAGCUUCUAAAAUGAAGAGAACUAAUUAUACAGAUCCUAUUACAGGGUAUAGCCUUGCAAUGGAAACUUUAAAAAAUAACAAAGAAUUAAUUAUUAUUCCGAAAUCAGUUCCCUUACAGCAACAACAACCACCUCCUUCACAACUACCACCACCACCACCAUCACCAUCACCACCACCACUAUCACCACCAUUACCACCACCACCACCACCACCACCAACAACAACAACAACAAUUACUAUAAAUUCUAUGUCCACAAAACAAUCUACUUCACAAAUAAAUAAUGUCAAUGUUUUUGGGAAACUUUUAUCCAAUAUACCAAUUGUAUUACCACAACAAAGUAUAGUCCUUAGCAAAACACAGAGUUCUAAUGAAAAUAGUAUAUCUAAUCCCAUACAAUUAGCUGUAUCAGAAACCUUAACUAGGUCGUUCAUAACAACAACCAGUACAGUUCCCUUACCUCAAAAUCAUUACAUUACAUUUACAACACAAGCUAAUACACGUCCAGUACCAAUAAAUGAAUUACUCUUGCCACACUCACAAAUUGUCACAACACCGAUUCAGCCUAAACCAUUGUUAACACCUAUACGUGUUGUACCUAUAACUAACUUAAUAACAGAACCAUCCUUACUGCACAAAACACAGGGUAUACCAAAGUUUUGUAUCAUGCCAGAUGAUAAAGCACCAUCAUUGACUAUAACGAAUUCACAAUCUACUCAACAUUUAGCAAUUGUGCCAAAAGUUGGAUUAUCAACUAAUUCAAAAACAGCAUCACAGGAAAAGAAAAAAAUAGUAAAGAAGAAACGAAGAACGAAAGUUUUUAAAUGUGACUAUUGCCUUAAACACUUUAGUACAGAUUGGUAUUUCAAAAUACAUGUUGCUAUGCAUAGAGGUGAAAACCAAGUCACCUGCAAAAUAUGUAAACGAUUGUUUAGUAAUCGAUACGAUAUGAAGAAACAUAUAUUCAAUGAUCAUGAGAGUCAAAGCAUUAGUCCUAGUAUAUGUAAUCAGCAAAUUACUGAAGAUUCACAGACAAGCAACCUUGACAUACAACAAGAAGUAAAAAAAGAAGAUAAAACAAAUGGAUACAUUAUUAUGCCUACUCAAGAAAUUGUCAAAAAUAUCAAAACAGAACUACGUCAUGAAGUAUAAAUCAUUCCAGAUUAGCAACUCAUUGAAACAAAGAAACAAUUGUCUAGAUUAAAUCGUCUGUUAUAAAUUUCGAGUAAGUUAAUUUGUAAAAAUAUGCAUAAAACGAAAAUUUUAUGUUACAUUGUACAAACAUACAUAUGUUUUAUGUAAUUGUUUAUUUUAAUUUCUGAAAAAAUUAUUGCAAUAUUCUUAAAUUCCAUAAGACAAUAUUUGGUUUAUUUAUAAAAAUAUAUUUACUUUAUUUAUGAAACAAUUCUAAAUAUUUUAAUGAAUAUCAUAGAAAAAUGUAUUAUAUGACUGAACAAAUUUAAUAUUUUUUAAAUGAGAACGAUUACAAAAGUCGACGAAGAUUAUGUAUAUAAUAAUGUAAUCUUUCAAACUGUGAUAUAUGGCCAUCUUUCCACUAUAACUUCUUUUCAAAUUAUCUAAAAAUGUAUCGUCCUUAAUUGCAUAUUUAAUAUAACUUUAAGUACAAUAAUAUCUUUUUAUACACUGAAAUAAAACUAUGAUUAUGGACGUGGACGAAAAUAUGAUAGACAUAUCUUAAAACGCACAAAAGAAUAAUUCAACAGAAAAGAACGAUGUGCAUAUUUUAGAACUGGAAAAUUUGUUAUUGAAUGUAAGAGUAUUUUAUAUGGAAAGAAAGUUAAAUGCCAUUUCUAAUACGUAGAUACAUAUAAGUUAUAUUGUGUUCCUUUUAUUUUCAAAUAAGUUGUUUAGUUGAAAGUAUUCAUUCACAUAGACUAAAAUUAAUAUACGAUAUAUAUUUAUCUAUACUCUUUUUUUAUUAAAUUAUUUUUCAUUUUUACUAUUUCUCAACAAGAACUAUUGUAACUUUUACAGAAAAUUAAACGUGUAAAUAUUUCCUUGCUAUUGAAUAAACAGUAUUUAGAAUAGGAAUACCAAUAUGAAAGAAUUUAAAAUUUUUAUAUCGUUAUAGAAGCUAAUUUGAGCUUCGUAAUUUAUGUUAAGGUUUUAGUAAAUGUUAACAGAAGAAUAGACGAAAUAUUUUGCAAAGAUAUAGUUCCUUGGUAAUAAAAAUGAGUAUUAUGUGCCUUUAAAAUUUCAAUGUUCCUUAUAUAAAUAAGACAGUUAAUUCAGAAAAAUAAAUAUUGAUUAUAAACAACAUUAAUUUAAUUAAUUCGUUCUAUUAUCUUUAAUUGACAAUAAAAAAUACAAUUUUAAUAUAAUUGCGUAGUUAAAUGGAACACUUUUGCUUUAAUAUAAGUGUAAUAAAGAAAAUUAUAUGUGCAUUUAAUAUUCAUAAUACUCAGUGUACAAAAUUCAAUGUAAUAGUGAAAAUAGAAUCUAAAUGUUUCACAAUUGUGCAAAGAAAUGGUGUUAUUAAUGAAGGAUAUUAAGCAAAUUAUUUUUGAAAUCAUAAAAAUCACUGAAAUGGUAUAUCAAAUAAAAUAUAUUCUGAGCAAAAUAUGUCAUAAAAAAUUGUCUGUCGUAUUGUAUUUAUAUAAAAGGUUUUAAAAGAAUAAAUCACUAUUUAAUAUGAAAA